Molecule: messenger RNA, 1902 nt
Organism: Fusarium keratoplasticum
Lineage: Eukaryota; Fungi; Ascomycota; Sordariomycetes; Hypocreales; Nectriaceae
Exons: 2
Coding region: 1-1902 (633 amino acids)
Source: RefSeq, a predicted model, not a curated record
AUGGACGGUCUGUCUGAGGACUCGCCGCUUCUGCCGGUGGUCCUCACCGGAGACCUUCUUGAUCGUCUCCUGGAGCAUUGGUCGUCGUCUUCAGUGGCGGCCUUUGCAGUCUCGGCGUAUUUCACCUUUGUUGGGAACGCAGUUGAUCUAUCGUUGGUGUUGGCCUUUGUCGGCUGGAACCAUGCCUCGGCAAUAACCUCACUCAUCAAGAGCCUAGACUUGACACAGUUCGGACUUCUCGCCGGAGUCAUCGUUCCAACAUCGGUGCUGGGUUACCGGCUUCUUGGACGCAUUCUCAAUGUGCAAACUGUCAAGUGGAAUGGUCCUGGCCGUCCAUUCCUAGUUCCAAGUCGCACCACCCAUACUCGGCUGUUCCCCAAGAAGCACUCGUUUUCCUACUCAUAUCUCGUCGUCGGUGUUCCUGUUGGAUACUCGGGGAACGCUGAUGGCAUGAUAUCUGCUAACGUGCCUGGCCCAUCCUCUUGGUUGUCUUACAUCUUGGGACGGAGAGCCUGGUUUGAUGUGAACCCAGCCGACUACCUCCAGCGUGGACACAGAGAUGAUGGGUUGCGCGGAAAGUUGGAUGACUACCUCGAGAAACAGAAUGUUGAUCCUUCGCAAUACCCUUAUGCGUACCUUGUUACUGCUGCACGGUUCCUGGGCUAUCACUUCAACCCAGUGUCCUUCUGGUUUCUCUAUUCUCAUGAAAAGGUUCUAUCAGCCAUUGUUCUUGAGGUGAACAAUACUUUUGGCGAGAGACGUCCUUACCUGGUCAUUCGAGAUUUUGAGGCAGAACGACAUAUCCAGAAUCGCCCUGCCGACGAUGAGAGCCAGGAACCCCAACGUGGUCGAGUGAAAGCCUCUUGGAAGAAAGACUUUCAUGUCUCGCCUUUCAACUCCCGCAAAGGAUCCUACUCAUUACUUGCUAGCGAUCCGCUCGGCCCCGAAAUGGAAGGGUUUCGAGGAAUUGACAUCACGAUCAAUCUUUCAUCGUCAAAAGGCCACCCGAAGCUUGUUGCAAGACUCUUUUCCGAAGGCGAUGCUCUUGAGCCCAACUCAAUGGGUCUUUUCCAGAAGGCCAAGUUUCUUCUCGGAUGGUUCUGGGUUGGGUUCGUCACGUUUCCCAGAAUUGUCAAAGAAGCUGCGGUUCUCUUCUUUAAGCGCGGGCUUCACGUCUGGUAUCGUCCGGAGCCGCUCAAGGAGAGCAUGGGACGCUUGGCCGACAACAUUGAAAAGCAACUGGAAGAUGCAUUCCGCCAGUAUUUGCGUCAUCUCGUUCAGCAGUCACCCGCCCCGAUCACCGUCAAGUAUAUCCCAAGUGGAGUUGUUGGAGCUGCUGAAGAGGUCUUCAGUUCUUCGUCAGUGACAGGCUCAUCAGCGACUGCGGAAUCUGUCGAGAUCAAGGUCCUCACGCCAGUCUUUUACUCGCGCUUCGUUCAUUAUGCACACGAUUUCGAAGCUGUCUUUAGCGAGCUGGCCGAAAGCAGUACCCUUUGGGUUGAUAAGCCAGAGCUUCUCCCAAAGAUAUUUCUGAAGAAGGCCUCACCACCGCUGCAUGCGUCAAUCCCUUUCGAUUUCUUGUGCUUUCAGUUGAUCAAAAGCCUCCGGAGUCGACCAGAAAAGAUUGAGAGGCCAUUGACAUCGGCGGAUCCGGUAUCGUCGUCUUCGCAGGGUCUGGAUAUUCGGGAUUUUCGCAUUUCGUCGAUGGAUGCCUUUGUUAUCGGACAAGGAGACACGUCACUAAAGAAGGCGUAUAGAGCGGCUGUUCUUCGACUGUUUUUUGCUGACCGGAUCGCCUUGGGCAAUACUGACUUGCUUGGCAUGAUGGAACUUGGGGCAAGGGUGGGUGCGUCAUGGGUUCUCGCGUCUCUCAUCAACCAGGCGAUCCGGAGGUUCUCAUGA